UUUACAAUUAUAUUUUUCUUAAGCCAGAUAAUAAUUAAAAAUAAUACUAUUCCUCAAAUGCGUAUUUAGUUACUUGUUAUUGCUCUAGGAUACGGAAAGGACGAUAAAUACUGUGCAAGUGAUAGCUCCACCAUCAUAAGAAAAUUCAUUUUUAUACAUUUAUAAACUCACAGAACUAAGUAGAAAGUAUUAGAUUAUCGAAAAAAUGCAUCCUACAAAAACGAAUGCGAUUCCAGGGCUUCCGAAAAAACAACUUUCUAGGAUGUCUGAUGCUAGUCAAUCGCGAAGUCGAAUUUCACGAAGUGAUUUAACAGGAGGUGAUAAUGAAUGGAUGAGAGCUAGAUUUUUGAAGCCAGAUGAUCAACUACAAUUGACGGAAGCCGAACUGCAAGAAGAAUUUGCAAGAGUGCUACAUGUUCAAAACACGCGAAUUCCAGAUUCUUUAGUAGAAUGGUCCUGGAAGCAUAGGGAAUUCAUUAAAAUUCCAAAUCCGCCGAAUAUUGUAAAUAUUCUUAAUGUUCCUGGUACACUAUUACACAAAGAAUCUGAAGAAGCAAAAGUGCAAAUGGCGGGUGGAGUUAUUGUUGACACCCACGAAGAACGCGAAAAGUCAAUUUCUGAAGAAGUUAACGAAGACAUUGAGGGAGAGGAUGAAGAGGACGAGUAUAUAGAUGUUGAGGAACUAGAGGAUGAAUCUGAAGAACAAGGGAAGGAAUUUCAGCCUGAGGCAGAACCGGAACCGGAUGAAGAAGAAAUUGAAAAAGCGAAGCCCAAAAAAGUUCCGAACCAAUUUAAUUUCUGCGAAAGAGCUGCUUUGACUUACAAUAAUCCCGUGCGAGAUAUGAGUACACAAACAGUUCCCCCACCAACUGCUACUUACACUGGUGAAGUUUACCAAUGGACAAUUUUCGACGAUUAUCAGGAAGACUAUGCUCGACAACAGAGAGAAAAGGAAAAAGAAAGAAAAGUUCCUUUACCGCAGCCAAAAAAGGAAGAAACGAAAAAAAAGACACAUUCGGAAACUAUGGCUGCAACAAACAGAAUGUUAGAAUCUGCUAAGACCUUGGAAAGAAUGGUGAAUCAGAAUAUAUAUGACGAGAUAUCGCAAGAUUAUAGGUAUUGGGAUGAUCCAAGCGAUGAAUUCAAAGACGGAGAAGGAUCAUUAUUACCUUUAUGGAAGUUUAGUUAUGAAAAAACGAAAAAACAUGACGUUACAGAUUUAUGUUUUAACAGCAGAUAUUAUGACCUGUUUGCGGUAUCGUUUGGAGCAAUGUCCUUCGAUAGUCCAAUAUCAACAGGGUCGGUUUGCCUAUUCAGUUUGAAAAAUCCAUCCUACCCUGACUGGAUUUGCCCAACAGAGUCACCCGUGAUGUGUUUGGAUUUCAGUACCCAGCAUCCACACCUUUUGGUCAUAGGCACUAUGGAUGGAGCAGUUGCUGUCUAUAACGUUAUGUUGCCGCCUACUGCACCACAGUAUAAAAGCAAUGAUGUCAGUCAAAAACACGGUGGAAUAGUUUGGCAGAUUUGUUGGGCACCAGAUACAGAAGAAGGAAAUUUGGCCUUUUAUAGUGUUAGUAUUGACGGAAAAAUUAACUAUUGGGUACUAUUACAAAAUGAUCUUGGUGUCACAACUAUCAUGACAUUAAAUACUGACAAACCAGCAAUACCAGGACCAGAUGGCACAAUGGUUACUCUAAAAAAUUGUGGAACCUGCCUAGCGUUUCAUCCACAGGAUCAAAAAAUUUUUUUAGUAGGAACCGAAGAGGGAGCAAUUUAUAAAUGUAACACAGCCUAUAAUAGUAUAUAUAUGAGAUCUUAUGAGGAAGCUCACAACAUGCCAGUCUACAAAAUUGUUUUUAACAAGUUCAACUCGAAUAUCUUCGCCAGUUGUUCUGGAGAUUGGAGAAUAAAAAUAUGGGAAGAUAACAGACCGGAACCACUUUUUAUGUUUGAUCUCGGAAUACCAAUUGGUGACGUUCAGUGGGCACCUUAUAGUUCUACAGUUGUAGCGUGUGUAUUAAACGACGGAAAAGUUACAGUAUUCGAUUUGAACGUCAAUAAAUAUAGGCCCAUUUGUUCACAAUCGAUCGUCAGCAAGAAAAAAAAUAAACUGACAAGACUAGCAUUUAAUAAUGUCCUGCCUUUCAUCAUAGUUGGCGAUGAUAAGGGCACUGUACAUACUUUGAAAUUGUCUCCAAAUCUAAGAGUAAAAGUAAAACCAACGAAAAAGCAAUUAAACUUAUCGCAUACAGAAUUAGAGAUUAUGAAAUUGGACAGAUUGCUAAGUUUUGUACGAGAACCUCCAACCUUGACUCCGCCCAAAGACAUCAGAAUUGCUAAACAAUAAUUGCUUUAAAAAAUAAUUAGGGGUAACUUUCUUACAGUAGAUAACGCGCAGCCUAGAGUGGAUAAUCAUUAAUUAAGAUCAUAAAUAAAAGAAAAAUAAUUAAUUUUUAAUUUAAUUUAUGAACA
Messenger RNA from Belonocnema kinseyi, 2472 nucleotides. RefSeq names its product dynein intermediate chain 2, ciliary. Gene Ontology annotation, molecular function: dynein light chain binding; dynein heavy chain binding. Gene Ontology annotation, biological process: outer dynein arm assembly; cilium movement. Gene Ontology annotation, cellular component: outer dynein arm. The transcript has 14 exons. The record is from RefSeq and is a predicted model, not a curated record. Lineage: Eukaryota; Metazoa; Arthropoda; Insecta; Hymenoptera; Cynipidae. Bases 206 to 2347 code for a protein of 713 amino acids.